CUAAAUCUUCCACCCUGGGAAGAUUGUAAACCAAUUGAUUUCUAUAGGCUCUUUAUUAAUAAGGAACAGAUCAAAAUGAUGAAGGCACAGACAAAUUUAUACGCUAGACAGAAGAUAGACAAGGUUAAAAAAUCUAAUGUUUGUGUUACAGCGAGGUCAAAGAUAAAUACAUGGAAGAGUGUUCAGAUCCACGAAGUGUAUAAUUUUCUAGCAAUAAUUGUACACAUGUCUGUUGUUCACAAACCCAGAAUCAGUGAUUACUGGGCAAAACGUCCAUUUUUACAGACAACAUUUCCAUCUCGGAUAAUGAAGCGGGAUAGGUUUCUUGAUAUUCUAGCUAAUUUUCAUCUUAAUGAUGAUUCUGCAGCAGUUCCGAAAGGGGAACCUGGUUAUGACCCUCUUCACAAAUUGAGACCUUUCAUAAACCAUUUGAACCAUUUAUUUCAGACUUCAUACAUCCCAGAGCAACAUAUCAUCAUUGACGAGGCCUUGUGUCCAUGGAGGGGUAAACUAAGCUUUAAGGUCUACAUGAAAGACAAGCCUGUCAAGUGGGGAAUAAAAUUGUACCAUCUCUGCGAAAGCAAGUCUGGGUAUGUCUGGUGGUUUGAAAUAUUGUGCGGUAUGCCUGGACUGAGCAAUAGGCCCUAUGAUGUUGUUCAGCGUCUUUUGGGGCCCCUGAAGUCGCUUGGCUACUGCCUGUACACGGACACGUACUACACCAGUCUUGCUCUUGCUGAGGACUUGGCCUCCAGCAACACAGGCUUCACCGGAACUGUUUUGAGCAACAUAAUAGGCCUGCCAAAAGAAUUCAUGAACACAAAGCUUGACACAGGGGGUGUUGAUUUUAGGCGCUGCAAAAACACUGUGGUGUUGCGGUGGAAAGACAAAACGGAUGUGGCAGUCCUGUCCACCAUUCACAGACCUCAGAUGGUUGCUGUGAAUACCCGUACCAGUGUAAAGAAGAGGCCCACAGCUAUUGUGGAUUACCACAAGAAUAUGGGCGGGGUGGACCUCAACGAUCAUAUGAUUUCCUACAACGCUUUCUACAGGAAGACCACAAAAUGGUGGAAGAAACUUGCCUUCCAUAUGCUGACUCUCACCAUGGUGCAAGCCCAUUGUCUUUACCUAAAGUUAUUUCAGACUACAUACAUCCCAGAGCAACAUAUCAUCAUUGACGAGGCCUUGUGUCCAUGGAGGGGGAAACUAAGCUUUAAGGUCUACAUGAAAGACAAGCCUGUCAAGUGGGGAAUAAAAAUUGUACCAUCUCUGCGAAAGCAAGUCUGGUAUGUCUGGCGGUUUGAAAUAUUGUGCGGUAUGCCUGGACUGAGCAAUAGGCCGUAUGAUGUUGUUCAGCGUCUUUUGGGGCCCCUGAAGUCCCUUGGCUACUGCCUUUACACAGACACAUACUACACCAGUCUUGCUCUUGCUGAGGACUUGGCCUCCAGCAACACAGGCUUCACCGGAACUGUUUUGAGCAACAGAAUAGGCCUGCCAAAAGAAUUCAUGAACACAAAGCUUGACACAGGGGGUGUUGAUUUUAGGCGCUGCAAAAACACUGUGGUGUUGCGAUGGAAAGACAAAACAGAUGUGGCAGUCCUGUCCACCAUUCACAGACCUCAGAUGGUUGCUGUGAAUACCUGUACCAGUGUAAAGAAGAGGCCCACAGCUAUUGUGGAUUACCACAAAAACAUGGGCGGGGUGGACCUUAACGAUCAUAUGAUUUCCUACAACGCUUUCUACAGGAAGACCACAAAAUGGUGGAAGAAACUUGCCUUCCAUAUGCUGACUCUCACCAUGGUGCAAGCCCACUGUCUGUACCUAAAGGUCAGAAAAAUUAUUGGUAAACCAGGUAUGUGUCUUGAAGAUUUUAUGAUUUCUGUUGGUGAAGAUUUGGUGACCAUGCCAAAAAGCGAUUUGGAACAACCAACAGGAGCUGCAGUACCUCAGGAUCCUCAACAACUACGCCUACAGGGGAAGCAUUUGUCACAUUUUCUUGUUCCUCUUAAAGUCAGAAGAUAUUGUUGUGUUUGUUACGCGAGGCUAAAGGCAGAAGGUACAGAUUCCAAAUAUCGGAGGAAAAGGACCCAACGCACUAAAUGGGAGUGCCAGCAGUGUAAGAAGGCCCUCUGUGUACAUCCCUGCAUGAAGGCCUAUCACACUAUGCAGGAUUACACUCGACCACUUCAGAACCUGGUAUAAAUAAGUUUUCAGUGUAUAAAUAGUUUCAGUAAUUUUAUAUGAAGUAACGUUUCAUCAAGUGUUGUUGAACUAUCAUCAAAACCCUAAAUGUGGUGUAGAAUGAAAAGUUUGACAAAGUAUAUUCAUAUCGUCUGAUCUUGAAAGUAAUAGCCAUAAAAAGAAAAAAAAUAUAAAAGUCAAAUCAUUUGUUUUUAUGGUCCUGAUCAUCACACACUCUUCUUUUGUUUAGUUUGUGCAAUUAUAAUCCUAAUCAUGGGAGUAUCCAUUUGAGAAUGAGCACAAUUCUACAGCCAUGGUUUUUAACAAUUUUGGAGACUGGUGCACCAGUGUGCAUUUCAGUCAACAAAAACAGUGUUGAUUUCUACUUGAUUUGGUAGCAUCAAAAUUGCUUCUUGGAGGUCUAAAUUGUCCUUGGAUAAUAAUUAUAACCUGCGUCAACCUGAAGAAAAAUCUUU
Molecule: messenger RNA, 2654 nt
Organism: Pomacea canaliculata
Lineage: Eukaryota; Metazoa; Mollusca; Gastropoda; Architaenioglossa; Ampullariidae
Product: piggyBac transposable element-derived protein 4-like
Exons: 3
Coding region: 76-2199 (707 amino acids)
Source: RefSeq, a predicted model, not a curated record